Carassius carassius (crucian carp) is the source of this 4030-nucleotide messenger RNA. RefSeq names its product N-acetylneuraminate 9-O-acetyltransferase. The transcript is spliced from 18 exons. Lineage: Eukaryota; Metazoa; Chordata; Actinopteri; Cypriniformes; Cyprinidae. Gene Ontology annotation, cellular component: Golgi membrane. Gene Ontology annotation, molecular function: N-acetylneuraminate 9-O-acetyltransferase activity. The record is from RefSeq and is a predicted model, not a curated record. The coding region runs from base 360 to 2885 and encodes 841 amino acids.
UGUUUAGUCCUAACCAGUCCAGAACAACUUGAGGUGCUAGAUGCCAAGAGAACUCUAUACAUUGAGUUCAUUGUUGAGGAAGGCAUGUCAUUAUCAACAAACCAUUUAAACGGCUGCGUAUCUUGAUCAAACUAAUUAUAUUGGUCGUAGCGGUUCAGUAAACAGAAGGAAUACGUUCCAAGUUUAACGAGGUUUGGUUUCUUCCAGUUUGACAAGUGGGCAGGACACUGGAUAAAAAAAAAGAACUUAAGAAGAAGUAGCCUAGGCUACGUUAGUUUGGGAAAAGUCUGCGCGAGAUUUCUUUAAGGCGUUGGAAGGUAAAAGAAAGCAAUCAGGGGAACGUAAAACUUGAUGUAGAUAUGAUAGUUGAACCAACCGCAGAAGAAGGAGCGCAAUCGGACUCCAGCAAACCUGCACUGCUCACGACAACAGAAGCGGAGGCGCACGCGGGAAGCGAGCACGCGCCGCUCGGCUCUGACAUCGUCAGCUUCGCCGCAGCUCGUCUGUCUGCCUGUUGUCAUGGAGGAGCCAAGAUGGCGGUCCUGGCCUAUAGCCUAGGCAAACGAGAAAUAAAUCAAUAUUUCAGCAUCAAAAAUGCAAAACUGCUGUCUGUCGCCGCCGUCGUCCUUCUCACUGUGUUCCACACGGCUACUCGUCAUUAUGGAGGCAGUGACACGUGUGACUGGCUUUUAUCCAGUGGGCGUUUUUUAGGGGACAGUGUAUGGCAGCCCUAUGGCUGCAUGCUUCACAAGUACAAAAGCAGUGAAGCAAAGGUUUGCCUCAGAGAGAAGAGAAUAGCAUUUGUAGGAGACUCUAGAAUACGUCAGCUCUUCUAUUCUUUCAUCAAAAUGAUGAACCCUGAGGUGAAAGAAGUUGGGAACAAGCAUGAAAACAUCCCUUUUGUAGAUGGUGAUUCCACUGUCGACUUCCUAUGGUAUGCCGAAGUGAACAAUUCCUUGAAGGGGCAGUUGAUGUUAUGGACAGAGGGAUCUGCUUCCAAACCACAUGUCAUCAUCAUCGGUGCUGCUACGUGGUCCAUUAAGUUGCACAACGGCAAGAGUGAGGCACUCUCUCAGUACAGAGCGAACCUCACGGCUAUAUCAGACACACUGGAAAAACUAGCAGAGCACAGUGAAGUCUAUUGGGUUCUGCAAGAUCCUGUUUAUGAAGACGUGCUAAGUGACAGUCGAAAGAUGAUCACAAAUGAGCAGAUAAAUCUGUACAACGAGGCAGCUGUUAGCACUCUGAAUACCAGCAAAAAGAAAGUCAAGUUUUUAGAGGCCUCUCGACGAGCUGCUAUGGAGACAAUUUCCCAGUCGGUGGAUGGAUUGCACCUCCCUGAGAGCACAAGAGAUGUUGGCGCCAUGGUUCUGAUGAACUCCAUGUGCAAUAAGAUCCUGAAGCCCAUUGACGGCUCUUGCUGUCAGAGCGCUCCUCCCCUAAGCGUCCUUCAGAUGAUAGCUGCUGGUCUCUUUUUGCUCUCCAUCAUCAUCUUGCUCAUCAUGGGCUAUAGUGGACAUCAUAAGAGCAGACACGUUCCUGAUGUGGAGAGCGGAGAGGAGAAGAAACCCCCAGUUGUUGUGGGUCAACUGAACCCUAAGGGACCUUUACUGGCCAUCUGCAAAAUGAGCCUUAUCAUGUUGUACUUCUACCUGUGUGACAGGGCAGACAUUUUUAUGAAGGAGCAGAAAUUCUAUACACAUUCCACCUUUUUCAUCCCUCUCAUCUACAUCUUCGUUCUGGGCAUCUUCUACAGUGAGAACAGCAAAGAGACGAAACUCUUGAACAGAGAGCAAACGGAUGAAUGGAAGGGCUGGAUGCAGCUGGUUAUCCUUAUUUACCACAUUUCUGGAGCUAGCACUUUUAUACCCGUGUACAUGCAUGUCCGUGUCCUGGUAGCUGCGUAUCUCUUCCAAACAGGAUAUGGACACUUCUCGUUCUUCUGGCUGAAGGGAGACUUUGGACUUUACAGAGUGUGUCAGGUUAUCUUCAGGCUUAACUUCCUUGUGGUGGUGCUGUGUCUGGUUAUGGACAGGCCUUAUCAGUUUUAUUACUUUGUGCCUCUUGUCACCUUUUGGUUUGCAGUUAUUUAUGCUACAAUGGCAUUGUGGCCACAGAUUCUUCAGAAGCAAGCCAAUGGUAGUGCAUUCUGGAACCUGGCACUAUUGUUGAAACUUCUGGGUUUGCUUCUUUUCAUCUGCUUCUUUGCAUAUUCACAGGAACUCUUUGAGGCUGUUUUCUCUUUGUGGCCCAUUUCAAGGCUCUUUGAGCUGCAAGGUAGCAUCCAUGAGUGGUGGUUCAGGUGGAAACUAGAUCGAUUUGCCGUGAUCAAUGGGAUGCUCUUCGCCUUCAUAUACCUGGUCCUGCAGAAAUGUCAGCUGCUGUCUGAAGGCAAAGGAGAGCCUCUCUUCUCCAACAAGAUUUCCAACUGUCUGCUCUUUGUCUCUGUGGUGUCUUUUAUUACGUACUCCAUUUGGGCCAGUGGGUGCAAAAACAAGUCUGAGUGUAAUGAGAUGCAUCCAUACAUUUCAGUCGUCCAGAUUCUGGCUUUCAUUUUGAUCCGGAAUAUUCCUGGUUAUGCUCGUUCUUUGUACAGCUCGUUCUUUGCAUGGUUUGGAAAGAUCUCCCUAGAGCUCUUCAUAUGCCAGUAUCAUAUUUGGCUGGCAGCAGACACCAAGGGCAUCCUGGUCCUCAUUCCUGGAAACCCCACUUUAAACAUUAUCGUCAGCACAUUCAUCUUUGUCUGUGUAGCUCAUGAGAUUUCCCAGAUAACCAAUGACUUGGCCCAGGUGGCCAUUCCUAAAGAGAUCGGGCCUCUACUGAAGAGACUGCUGGGAGCAGGAGGCUUUCUAGUGCUGGUACUGAUACGGUCCCAAAAUGAAUAAUCCAGGGCAAUCAGACCGUAGCACAUCUUGUCCGCUGAGGAUCCUAAUGGAGCUGUCUGUAUAAAAUAAAGGAACUUGACAGGCCUAGAACAUUUUUGCCGAGGAGAUUAUCCUGGGAAUUCUUACGCCAUUGGCCUGUUUACAAAACUCAAGCUGGAACCGAAGCCAAGGACCUCAGAUGAUCAAAUAAGGAUUCUUAAAGCAGGAUGUUUGCAGUAGACAAAUAAUACAUCCUGUGUGCAGAUAACAGGUAAACCUGUGCUCUGUCCUCUCAUAGACCUGAGAUGUAUUUUAUGGACGGUAUUUAAAAAUAUAUGUUAAUAUUUUUUACAGUGGUAUGUGUUUGUGUGUCCUCAUUGUCUCCCAGUUUUCAGUUUUUGUUCACAGCGCCCACGACCGCAAAAUGUCUAGGAGUAAUACAUUCCUGUCCCUCAGCUUGUAAAUCUGUCAGAACUACAUUGGCUUAGGCAACAACUAUUUCCAUAAAAAACACAAUUUACAUUCAUAUCACACCAGCAGCUCUAUCCUUUAGGUGAACAGCUUCUUUUGAAAAUGAAACAUUUGAAUUAUCGAAAGGUAAACAUCCAUUUAUGUGCCAUCAUAAAAAACUCAAACGAUGGUAGUGAAUUUGUUCGCACUACUAAUGGAAUCCAUAAGCACUGCUUCAAUCAGAAUGUUUUCCAGAAGUUGAUUGUUUGCUGAGUUAAUUUUGGGUGGAUGAGGGAGGAACCGCUUUUGAUGUGAAAGGUAAACUUGAACUAUCAAGACAAAAGAAGACAUGUGCUUUGAUCAUAACAUGAUGUGGUUACCCUCUUUCGAUUGCACUGAGUGGGGCGUACUUCCUGCAGAUUUUGAGUCGUUUGAGCCAGUUAUCUUUCGGGUUUUUUUUUUUUUUUUUUUUUAACCACAUGGGUUUACUCGGUUCAUAAGAUUACAGCUUAAUGUUAAAAUCAGCUUUGUCUAUGAUCUGUGACCUCAUUAUUUAUUGUUUAAUGCAUGUCUUCAUAUCCUCUCAAACUGUUUGAAAUGUGAUUGUAAUUCAAUCACUCAACUUGAUGUAAUUCUUUUAAUAUAUUACAUGUAAAAAGAGUGAAAUUUAAUGAUCAGUUUACUGAUAAUGCUGUAAAUAGAUCCUAUUUAAUGUG